GCUGUCUUCACCUGGUCCAGUCUUUUGGUAGUCGUCGUAGAACUCUUGGGCGAGGAACACGAAGCUAUGGAUCUGGUGCAUCCAAUAACCUCUCAUGUUCUAGCUGAGCACCAACUCAUUGUCGGCGUCGUCGUCGUCACCGACCCUGGAACGGUGCCUCUUAGUCCACAGGGUGAGAAACAACGAAUUCUGUUGCGCGAUAACUUUGUGAAUGAUCGUCUUGAUCCCAUAUAUGUCUCGUACAACAUGUGA
Messenger RNA from Protopolystoma xenopodis, 252 nucleotides. The record is from the annotation of a GenBank genome assembly. NCBI's taxonomy places the organism in Eukaryota, Metazoa, Platyhelminthes, Monogenea, Polystomatidea, Polystomatidae.